Ceratina calcarata is the source of this 9866-nucleotide messenger RNA. RefSeq names its product RNA-binding protein MEX3B. Bases 1216 to 2502 code for a protein of 428 amino acids. The record is from RefSeq and is a predicted model, not a curated record. NCBI's taxonomy places the organism in Eukaryota, Metazoa, Arthropoda, Insecta, Hymenoptera, Apidae. The transcript is spliced from 2 exons. Gene Ontology annotation, molecular function: RNA binding.
GUGGUAACACGAGUAAGAGGGUAGUUGCACGCGCCUGCCUUCGAAAGGAAAGAUCGCGCUGAGGGGGAGAGAAAGAGAGAGAGAGAGAGAGAUAGAGUGUGAGAGUGCGAGAGUAAAGCGAGAUCAAGAGAGAAAGAAAGAACGAAAAAGAGAGCGCGGCGCCCCUUGCCACCGUUUUCAGUGCUUCAGUCGCGCGACAACGCUCUCGGUCGCUUCAGUCAGUCGGUCGGUGACAAGGCUCCCAAACGUGAUACACGCGCUGUUUCGUGACGUUACGUCGUCCCAUUGAAGGGGAGAGCUAGAGCGAACGAAACGGAUAGAAACUGAACCGGAGAACAAACGAACGAAAUUGUAUCGGUUUUUGAAACAGAUACGCGACAAGCGAGAAAUUACAAUACGCACGAACUCAUCUGAGAGCAACGACUUUGAAGAUUGCUAGUCGCGCUCUUUAAAAUACACGAGACUGUACGAACGGUUCCGAUCGCGGUUCGAAUAUCGAGAAGGCCAUUUUCGUAGCACACGCACGGCUUUUGCACGCGGUGAAAGAAAGCGCGCGCGAGUGAGAUAACUGAUCACCGAGAAAAGGACGUGCGAUUUGAACGCGAGAUUACGGCGGAUAUAGUAGCCGAUACGAUUCCAGUGUACGAACAACACUCACGCGGUGCGUUCCUCAUACACGCAGCGUAGCACGCAGGGGACGGGACGAAAAAAUAAGUAGACGGAGAAGCGAUCACCGGCGAAGCGGCGAUUUUAUUUUUGUACGGUGCAUCGUUGUUUUUCCUACGUACAUUUUCUCGUGGAUUGCGCACGGGAACAGUAUAUUAGACCGCUCCCGGUUUCAUCGAGUGCAGCGGUAUCGUCAUCGUCGUAGUCCUCUCAUCCUAUAUAAUCCAGUGUGUGUGACAGUGCGACACGCGCGCGCGUGUGUUUCAUCGUUUUUCGACCGUUUUCAAUUUAGACUCUGUCCCGCGGUACAUCUCUCUGUUCGACCGUUGAUCGUCGACGAUUAUUUACGAAAAAACGUGCGAGAAAUAGAAAUUGGAAAGACACGGUCUGUGAGAAGGGACGCGAGACCAUCGACAACGACUAUCAUCCGGGGAAAAUAGUGAAAAUCGGUGAACAAAUAAACUGUGAUCAUACCUAUCAGUGCGCACGUACAUACGUUCGAUUGACUUUGUCGGUGCGAAACGAAACGCGACACUUUAGUUGAAUAAAAUGCCCACUAGUUUGUUCAGCGAAAUGGACCGCGGAGCGAACGGCGGUGGCACCGCAUCGCUCGAGGAUCAACGAGCCCUGCAGUUGGCACUAGAAUUGUCGAUGCUUGGCUUAGAAGGUACGCCCGGUUGUCCAGGUACCGGCACAGGGACCGGCAACGGAACGACCAACGAUCCGGAUCCUUUGCAAACGACACCGGCAGGCGUUUUCGAAGAGGCACGCUCUAAGAAAAGCCAGAAUAUGACCGAAUGCGUGCCGGUGCCCAGCAGCGAACACGUGGCGGAGAUUGUCGGCCGACAAGGUUGCAAAAUCAAAGCACUCCGGGCAAAGACCAACACUUAUAUCAAGACUCCGGUCCGCGGCGAGGAACCGGUGUUUGUGGUGACCGGACGCAAGGAGGACGUGGCACGCGCAAAGCGCGAGAUUCUCUCCGCGGCGGAACACUUUUCACAGAUACGCGCAUCGCGCAAAAGCUCGUUGGGUGCGUUGUUGGGCGCGCCACCCGGACCACCGGCGUCAGUCCCCGGCCACGUAACAAUCCAGGUACGAGUCCCGUACAGAGUCGUCGGUCUCGUGGUAGGCCCGAAAGGCGCCACUAUCAAGAGAAUCCAGCAUCAGACGCACACCUACAUAGUGACGCCCAGUCGCGACAAGGAGCCGGUGUUCGAAGUCACGGGACUUCCAGAAAGCGUUGAAGCCGCGAGACGUGAGAUCGAGGCCCAUAUAGCUCUUAGAACCGGAACCGGAACUACUAUCGACGAAGCCGAAUUGUUCAACGUAUUGAGUCGCAGCGGAUUAAGUUCCAUCCUCUGCUGCCUCGAUCCACCAGGCUCAAACGGUUCAAAUGGCUCGAACGGGUCUAGCGGAGCAUUUUCCAGCAGCGGGAGCUGCAGUAGCUCGUCCAGCAGUUCCGGCGCGCCCGGCUUGAACGAUCUCGUUGCCAUUUGGGGCGCGGGCAUGGAAAGGGACGAGGGACUGGGUGAAUCGCCAUCGUUUGACUCCCAGGCGGCGUCUGCUUCUUCGAUUUGGUCGUUCCCGAGCGUUGCGCUACCUUCAAGACCAUCACCGCCGGCUUCGGCAAGCCCUACAUCGCCGACAGAUUCUUUGCUCGGCGGUGGUCGACGGGAAUGCGUGGUGUGCUGCGACAAGGAAGUCACCGCCGCUCUAGUACCCUGCGGGCACAAUCACUUCUGCUUGGACUGCGGCAAUCGGGUCUGCGAGAGCUCCGACCCCAGCUGCCCGAUCUGCAACAGGCCUGUGCUGCAGGUGCUACGCAUCUUCUCUUAAAUCGUCGAGGACGGACAUCUGUCCCAAGGCUCUUUUCGCGUCGCAACACCUGGGUAUAGCGGCUAUACACACCCGGAUUCACAACACAUAGAAACAUUUCGAACUCUAGGCCCAACCAGGAAUGGCGGCGCCGGACAACGCCCACCACAUCCCGAAUCUUUCCGUACGCGAUAAAACGAAGAAAAAUGAAGCUCGUGUACCCCGAUCGUCCCGGCCGUAGGAAACCACGUCAUAAUAAUAUUAAUAAGAAGAAGAAUAGGAAUAAUGAUAACAAUUUCCUCGCGGCCACGUCGUCGGGGAAGCGGACGCGCACAAUGUUCUCAAUUCCACUGCUGCCAAUUAUAACCAUCUUCUAACACACGCCGGGAAUGUCCCGAUAAAAUGAAUAUAAUUAUUAACGCUAACUUGUCGCGUCGUUCCCGCCGACCGGAUACAACGAAGUCAGCUUUUAAGUUCUACGAGAAUACAUGGAACGUGAGAGAGUGAGAGUGAGGAAGUAACAGACAAAAACACAUACUCGCUCAUAUUGUAUAUGUAUAUAUUCACUAUCAUCUCGUCUUUUCAUACAUCCUAUAAUCGCGUAACGUAGUUGAACGUCGUCGAACUCGCAGGGUUACUCGUGGCAGAAUCGCGAUCUGAUUUAUCCACGGAGGACGAAUAACGUGACGGAGAGCAUCUGAGGGACACGGGUUGCUUUUGAAAUUCAUAGACGGUUGCGUAUUGUGGGAGAAGCGUUUCGUUUGAUUUGCCGUUUAUGGGAUUGCCUUCGGACUAUUGGAAAAAGUUUAUGAUGCGCAGCAAUCGAUAGUUCGUAGCGCCGAGAUGCUAUUCUUGAAUCUUUUAAAUCACGAGAUCUAAGCACGUUGCUUAUUGAUUAUUGCAACGUUUAAUUUUGACUAACAGUCUCAUUCACGGCGUGUUUUUCUAUAAUUGUACAUACAAGUUGAUUUACAACACCUUAGUUGGGUGCUAUUUUGUUAUUUGAUUUCUCGUUACGAGUAUUUUGAAUAAAAUCUAUUUAGAUAUAUAUGUUUGACAAUCCAUGUACGCCAAGCUAGAGUUUUUUAAAUUAUUUUAUAUUUAAUCAUUCUCUCAUUGUACGCAGCUUAUUAUUAGCUGAGAAGUCGAAGUCGUAAUUUUUAUUACAUAUUUCCACCUGAAAUGUUAUGAAUACUAUAACGAAGGUGCUUGUGAAUAUUGAUAAACUAACAAUACAAUAAUUAACAUAACAAACUCUAUUUUUAUUUACAAAGUCGUCACCAUAAAUGUCCGUUUUGAAACUUAAUGAAAAUUACUGCCUUCGAUUUCUGCGAUACGGAAAAGCUUUCUAACGCUUCGAAGACGCAGUUGCGGUAGAGGUCAUUCGCUCUCUCGAUCGUUAAGCUCUUUCGCGACCACGUGUCAGCUUAACACCAAAGAUGGCCGCGUGCGAAUAGCUGAUUACAUUCUAUAACAUCAAGUUAUCUGUUUUCCUUUUUCCUUACAAAACUAACGAUAUGAAUCUCAAUGAAGAUACUUAAAAUGUUUUUAAACGUUUAGAAAUAGUAAAUCACGUGAUCGUGAAAGAGCAAAAAUUGCGUGAAAAUGUGAUGAAGUUAAAUCGUGCAUCCUCUUAUAGUUAUGAAUCCGAAGUUUCUUUAUUAGAAAACCUAUCGAUUUUUUCUGAUCGGUAAAUGCAGCGAAAUGUAAUGUUUGGUUCAACACUCAAUAUUCACAUUUCAGAAUAUUAUCACUAAAGAGACUAAACUAUCGGUGGAUGUAUCGACGUUAGGGACUUCCGGAACUUGCGAGCCUCGUAAUCCCCAAGCGAUUACUGAAAAUAUAGCCCACACAUUUUGACGUAACUCACACUCACCACUCACUUUACACGAACAGAUACACAUACAUGAAAAGGCAAUUAGCCGAUUUCAUAAUCUCAUAGGCACAUCGUCGUACGAAGGAUUUAAAAAAAAAAUUAAAAAAGGUGAAAGAAAUUGAGGACGAACAAGAUGGAAUAGGGUAACUAGUCACGUGUCCCUCGAUCCAGUACGCACUAACUACUUAUAUAGAUAGUAUUAUUAAAGAAAAAAAUUUUUUAAACGGCGUACCCGUUCCACCCAGCAUCCCCUCGCUGCUAGAGUAUCACCUUACCUUUAUAUAAGUGACAUAGCAAUUGAAAUAAUAAUAAUAUUAAUAAUAUAUAUUAUAUAUAUAAACAAACAUAAAUAUAUAUAUAUAUAUAUAUUUACGGUGUCAGGAAAAAAGUCUGACGAGCGGUGAGAAGAGGGAUAUUUUAUCGAGGAGAUUUAGAUUUUGUAUUUUUCGCGCGUUUCGUCGUAGGGACGACGGGUGGUCGGGGACGGCUUUACGCGCACGCCGUUGCGUGGAAGAAAAAGAUUAACUAAGAGUUCUAUAAAAAAUAAAAAUAAACAAAAAAAAAACAAAAAAAAAGGAGAAGAAAAGGUCAGGAAAGAAACGGCGUUUAAAGGGAAACAAAAUGUUUUAAGGCGAACGGUGAAUCGCGGGACUGCGUGAACUGGCUUCUCCCUGUAUAGUUGAAAGGACGGGAAUAACAGGAAGAAGUAACGGAACAAAAGGAAGAAGGAAAAGAUAUGUUCGGUCGAUGGCCACGAGAUGCGGCUGACUUUUUACACUCUGUAAGUGUAUUAUUCGAGUCCUAAGUAAUAAUUCGAGAGUAAUAAUUCGUUCUUUCAAAGAGAGAACUAGAAACCAAUGUAUCUUUCACAGUAAAGAUCGACGAGCCGUGUACGCAUUUAGCUUUUCUUUGAACAAUCGUAAUUACAUUGUAACUGCAUCAUUAAUAUAAUAUCGCGUAUAUAUAGAUCGAAUCGCUAUUUAUCGAUACGUGUCACUCUACCGCGACUCUCUCUGGAAACGAUUGCGUCCUUAGAGGAAGGACGACCGCGCUUUUUCGUUCGCCAUUUCGUCGUAUCCCUUUUUUCCCCUUCGUCCUUCCUCGUGGAUGACCUCGUGGACGAAUCUCGUGAUGUCAAAGAACCACAGUACUCAUACCUCGAUUCACAAUGAGAGGGUGGCCGGUACGUGUCUUUAAGUUGUCCUAUAUCUCUCUUUGUAUUAUCCCCUUUUUUCCACCGAAAUGUUAUACAUCCCUAUUGGGUUCUUUUUUUUCUAUUUGGACGAAGAAGCGUUAAGUUGAUAUAAAAACUCGUUCUUUCAUCUCUACGUUUUUUUAUACAAUAUUUAUGCUGACUUCGUUUUCUUCUGUCCUCUUCUGCUUUUUUCUUAUUUUCGUGACUCGCAUGACAACUAGUUUCCAAUGCGAUCUUUUUUUCCGUCGUCUUUCGUUUUUCAUUUCCUUCGAUUCUAUCGUCGAAAAUACUUCUUGUCAAUCGUUGCCAUUUUAAACGAAGAUAUAUGCUCAAGUCGCAGCUUCGAACAAGUCGCGGUAUAUUAUAUUAUUAAUAACGUAUAUUAUACAUGUAAAGGUAUAUAUAUUAUAUAUAUAAUACGCGUCAUCCAGUCCUUCCAGACGGAUAACCCGAUAGAAGAAGAUAUUUUUUAUCGAUCGUUCGAGUUGCAGCUCUGUGUAGGGGGUGUCUCGGUAGUUUCUUCGCCCAGACUAUACCCCUCUUCCCACCCUUUCGUUCUUUACUUUUUCAUUAAUAUUAUUACUAUUAUUAUGUAUUUUAUAUUUUUUAUAUUUCCUUUUUGUUGAAUCGUUUCAGGUGUCCUCGUUCGCCGUGUGUUUCGUUUCGAUUGUUUUCUCUAUCAACCAAUCGCGUAUCCUUAUACCUUCUCGUUUAUCUUCGUUCGAAACAAGCAAAGACUUAGGAUAAAUUCUUCCUUCUUGUCAAAAUACUCGUUCUCUUUAUGAGAUGUCGAUUAGCCCAGAAUUAACAGACUUAAAUGGAAGUACACGUGCAUAAACAGUAAUGUGCAGUAGCGGCAAAAAGUAUUUGCACGUUCUUAUUAAAUUUACUUCAGCAUUGCUCUAUGUUGAUCAAUUGAAUUAAAAUGUGUUAAUGUCUUGUAUUGUUUAAUAUAUGUACAUAAUAUAACGGUUAGAAACUUUUUGUUGGAGGAUUUUUGUAGACACGCAUACUCUUUGUAGCUACUGUACGUUCAUUCGACUUUCGCAUAUAUUCGUAUAAUAUGUAUAACAUUUAUCCUGUGUUGCAACACCAAACAUCACUCAUCCGACCGCAGACUUGAUCACACCUACACACGCUCAUGUUCACGUUUACAUGUACAUAUGUACAUACACACUCAAACGAAUGACACGCAUGCGAACGCAAUCCGACAUGUACACGCGCACGGACAGCAUAUACACACCGAAAUAUAGUAAUAUAAAGGAAAGGUCGUAUAUGUAUAUAUGUAUGUGGAUAUGCAUAUGCAGACAUAUAUGUGUAUAUGUAUGUACGUAUACGGACGCUACUAUAUGUAUCUAUUCUAAUCGAAGUACGAGAAAGGGAGAGUGAGAAAGAGAGAGAAAAGUUUAUUAUAUUUAAGUUCGAGGCAAAGUGUGUAAAUUCUAUAUUUUUUCUAUGUUAAGUAUAAAUUCGAGAGAUUGUGAGAGAGUGAUGAUAUAUAAACAUAUAUUAUAUAUUAUUAUAUAUUAUUAUUAUAUUAUUAUAUUAUAUUCUAUAUAUAUAUAUAUAUAUACAAACACACACAUAUAAACUAUAUUUAUAGGUAUUCUCUUUAGCAUCUACGUUCCGAUAUACGGGGACGCCGCCGCGAAAAAUAUUAAUAUGAAGGAAAAAAAAGAAAGAGAAAACGAGUUAGAAAAACGGCCGGCGUGCUUGUACACGAAGAUAAUCUAGAUCAUUAUGCCCAGAUAAUCUGCCGUUUAACUUUGCUGCUAUAAAGUCUGAUCUUAUUUUCGCAGCUUGAGGGAUCGGGAACGGGGGCAGUGUGUGGGCGGAGGCGCGGAGAAAGUGCGCGUGCGACGAGAAACAAAGAAGAAUUAACAUUGAUGCUAAUAAGAAAAUACGGUCGCGAGUUUAUUAUGCGCUUCUUGCGUUCUCUCUUGCUUCUUCUUCGGCAGGAUUUUCGCAAACCGUUUUUAGAACGCGCGGAAGGAGCCGUAAAUAUUCUUUUUCCCCGCGAAACGGAUAGGGAGACUCGUCGAUUAACGAGAAAUAGACGGACGAAAACCGUCUCGCUUGAAAGCAGGAUAGAAGAAAAUGAACAAAGGGGAAACUGAUGGUUUCUCGCGAGAUGUAUUAACGUAAGAGGUGAACAAUCGAGAAGUACGCAAGGCAAGAAAAUAAAUAAUAAGAAAGUGGUUGCCGGAACUCGGACCGCGUAUUGUAUGUGCGUGAAAGGAAAAUCUGCGUCAGAUCGGUGUACAUGUAAAUUGUAUGUCAUAGGACGAAGCGUUGAUACAAGUCCAUCGAUGAUAAUUUCCGUAGCCGUGGCUUCUUUCGGGUCCCGAGAUACCCUUUUAGGUGUCAAUGAUCGAUUAACUACGUGUAACAGAACUCGAAUCACCGGAACAGCUCGUUUGCUGAUCAUCUCGAAUGAUUCACGCGCCGAGGAAAUCGGCGGUAGUUUCCUCAAUCGUACGAAAAUUGUUCGUUACAACGCAGUCUUCCCUUCCCCCGACGCGUCAUCACGUCUGGAUUAAGAUUUCUCAACACUCAAGUUGAAAAUUGAGAUCUUUACUGGAUGUUUUAUAAAGUCUGGAUACUUCUUUUGACGAAUACUAAGUAAGCUUUCACCGUAACGUAAUUUCUCUUAACCAAUUGCCUGUCAGAUUUUUUCGAAAAAUGCUAUAAAUUGUAUAUUUUCUAAUGAAUUUAAUUGAAUGAAAUGGAUGUAUAUUUUAUUUAUUUUAGCCUUAAUAAGAGUCACGGCAGGUCAUUGGUUAGGCACAAGAUUCUGACUUAAAACUAUUCCUUGAUACGGAACUGUGAUUCCGGAAAACGAUAACAGGAAUUCGGGAUAUCGAGUUUCGUUGCGCGUGGUAGUAACUACGAAUAAAACGGGCCCAAACAUGUCGAGAACCUCCGCUAGACUUUGGGACAACUAAUUGUUUAAGAUAACACUUAAAACGAUCUAUCGAACGCGCCAGGUAGCCUUCACUUUGGCCGAGGUUCCGACACACAUCGCGGCGUAGUCGGCGUCAUCGUUCCUCAUGAUCGUAAUCAUUAUUCAGUCCCAUUCGAUGAAUAUGCGACUCAUCAACUACUUGUGAUACAUGGGUGGGUCGCGUUCUAUUGUGAAACAGCUAACGAGUGGAAUAUUUACCGAGUGGAACUCUAGAGAUCUCUGUACGAUCGUUCACCGCAUACUUGUUUUCUACAAUUUCUACCAGAGCAAUAAAAGAUUCGAAAGAUUUUUGACGUGACAGGAAGUCGUAAAAAUAGCAUAACGCUUUAAAAUUAGCAGACGCCAGCAACCGUUAAUAUAAUUAUCCACAAUUUUCCGGAAGCGGGUUCAUCAGUUCUAUUCUUGAUUAUCUUAAUUUCUCACUUGUUCCCACCGACAAUAUCGUCGUGAUCACCUUUUUCCCGACUUUUUUAAAGAAUACCUUUAUAGUUAAAUAGAAUUUCUCGAUAGUCUUCAUCGAUUAGGUUAGAUUAGAUUUAUCAGUUAAGUUCGAAGUUGGGAAAAAGUGGUUGCGACAAUCUGAUUCAUCCUACCGUUGGACUGAAUCCGCGAGUCAGGGUGACGAUCGUUCUGAGAAUUAUCAUCAUCAUUUCGCUUCAUAAUCGUGAUCUCGCGACGAAUUUUAAUCGUGCACCAUCAUAUCGAGAAUGUGGAAGGGAGACGAGACUUUGCAGUGCCAUACGUGAAUUAAAAGUCGUUCUCUGCUCAUCAUAACAGCUAUUAGUCUUCUUUAAUGAUAAAGGCUUAGAAUCAUUUGCUUGUAUCGCUAAAGAUAGAAAUGGAUUAAGUGGACAUUUUAGGGAUGUAGGAUCAAAAGAUUAGUUUAGUUAGCGAGGGAGAUGUUCAUUUUUCAUCCGGGCAUUUUAAAUAAUCGCAUGACUCACCCACGAAGCAAUUUCGAUACACAUCAACGAGAAGAUUGUCUAAUUUCCGGAUCAAUAAGUGAGAGAAAAAUCUUGAUUUUGAAAAUGCGGAUGAGAUAAAAAAUAGUAUAUUGUCUUAUGGAAGCAUUCCCCUUUCUGCGAGAUGCGAAUCGCCGACACUGUCUGACCUAUGAGUUCCUUCUUCACUUAACAUUGCGUUCAACCGUUCUCAGUGGAGGCAGUCGACGACGUGUCAGACAUACAACUGCGUAUGCUUGCGGCGUGACGUGAUCUUUCUUUUCCCCGUUUGUCUUUCGACUCGAACAUAUUCUAUUUUAUUCCGUUUCUUAAUUGUUUAUGCGCUUUCGAGAGAGAAUUAUUAAAUAAGUAAAUUAUGUAAAGAUAAUAUACAGAUAUAUAUAUAUU